This is a messenger RNA of Musca vetustissima, 1248 nucleotides long. Its product is annotated as acid phosphatase type 7-like. Bases 1 to 1248 code for a protein of 415 amino acids. The transcript is spliced from 5 exons. Gene Ontology annotation, molecular function: acid phosphatase activity; metal ion binding. NCBI's taxonomy places the organism in Eukaryota, Metazoa, Arthropoda, Insecta, Diptera, Muscidae. The record is from RefSeq and is a predicted model, not a curated record.
AUGACAUACCAUAAAAACUGCAUUUCAUACAAAUUUUUAUUUUCAGAAACAACAAGUGACAUUGUUGUUACCUGGUCCACACGUAACGAUACUGGUGAAAGCAUUGUAGAAUGGGGCGAAGAAAAUGAUUUUAAGUAUAAAUCAACAGGAUCUAGAAAUGAAUUUGUUGAUGGUGGAGAUAAACAUAAAAUACAAUAUAUUCACAGGGUAACAUUAGCAAAUCUGAAGCCAUCAACUAAAUAUAUAUACCAUUGCGGCAGCAACUUAGGUUGGUCCGCCAAGUUUGAAUUUCGUACAGUGCCGAAUGGUGCCGAUUGGUCACCCAGUGUUGCUCUAUUCGGAGAUAUGGGAAACGAAAAUGCUCAGUCAUUAGCUCGAUUGCAACAAGACACCCAGAAGGGAAUGUAUGAUGCCAUAAUUCAUGUAGGUGAUUUUGCAUAUGACAUGAAUACGGACAAUGCUCGUGUCGGUGAUGAGUUUAUGCGACAAGUUGAAACAAUCGCAGCCUACGUUCCUUAUAUGGUGGUCCCAGGAAAUCACGAAGAAAAAUACAAUUUUUCAAACUACAGGGCGAGAUUUAGUAUGCCCGGCGAAACAGAAAACCUAUUCUACAGUUUUAAUUUGGGACCAGUUCAUUUUAUAGGGAUUUCAACGGAGAUGUAUUAUUUUCUAAACUAUGGCUUAAAGCCACUUGUUUUUCAAUAUGCAUGGCUGCAAAAAGAUUUGGAGGAAGCAACCAAACCGGAAAAUCGCGCUAUUCGACCAUGGAUAAUUGUCUACGGUCAUAGACCAAUGUACUGCAGUAAUGAAAAUGACAAUGAUUGCACACAUUCACAGACGCUGACCAGAGUUGGCUGGCCGUUUGUACACUUGUUCGGUUUGGAAGAACUUUUUUAUAAGUUUGGUGUAGACGUAGAAAUAUGGGCUCAUGAACAUUCUUAUGAACGACUUUGGCCCAUAUAUGAUUAUCAAGUUCGAAACGGCUCAUAUAAAGAACCGUACCACAAUCCAAAAGCUCCUGUCCAUUUAAUUACUGGAUCAGCGGGAUGUAAAGAGGGUCGAGAGCCAUUUAUUAAAAACAUACCUGAAUGGAGUGCUUUUCACAGUCAAGAUUACGGAUACACACGACUAAAGGCUUUUAAUCAUACCCAUAUAUAUUUUGAACAGGUUUCAGAUGAUAAAAAUGGAAGUAUCAUUGAUUCGUUUUGGAUCAUUAAGGACCGCCAUGAUUCAUAUGAGAACCUUUAA